This is a messenger RNA of Talpa occidentalis (Iberian mole), 1666 nucleotides long. It is a transcript of the gene CFAP300, whose product is annotated as cilia and flagella associated protein 300. NCBI's taxonomy places the organism in Eukaryota, Metazoa, Chordata, Mammalia, Eulipotyphla, Talpidae. The transcript has 6 exons. Bases 46 to 834 code for a protein of 262 amino acids. The record is from RefSeq and is a predicted model, not a curated record.
GCGUCCCCAUGGAAACGGCCUCAGUCCUGCGCGGCCCGGACCGCGAUGGCGGCAGGGGAGCCGGGGGAUCUAGGCGGCUACUACUUCAGGUUCCUGCCUCAGAGACCCUUCCAGUCUCUGAGCAGCAAGGAGACCCGCAGCCGGCUCCGCCAGUGGUCCAUGCUGGGCAGAAUCCAGGCACAGGCCUUCGGGUUUGACGAGACGUUUCAGACCUAUCGGAAGGAUGAUUUUGUGAUGGCUUUUUUCAAAGAUCCGAAUGUUAUUCCCAAUUUGAAGUUACUUUCAGAUUCUCCUGGACAGUGGAUUACAUUAGGAACUGAAGUGAAAAAAAUCGAAGCUAUAAAUGUGCCUUGCACACAGCUUUCAAUGUCAUUUUUUAAUCGAUUAUAUGAUGAAGGUAUUGUGCGAGACAAUGGACAUAUCGUUAAAUGUCUAGACUCCUAUUGUGAUCCUUUUCUUAUUUCAGAUGAAUUACGAAAAGUUUUAUUAGUGGAAGACUCAGAAAAAUAUGAAAUCUUCAGCCAACCAGAGAGAGAAGAGUUCCUGUUUUGUCUUUUCAAGCAUCUUUGCCUUGGUGGAGCCCUUUGUCAAUAUGAAGAUGUGCUUAAUCCCUACCUGGAAACUGCAAAACUUAUCUAUAAGGAUCUAGUGAGGAUUCUGUGGGUGUGUGCUACCCUUCAACAACCAGCCAUGAACAGACAUUUUCUUACUUCAUUGUGGACCCUAUCAAGCGCUACCUUCAUGUUUUAUACCAUAGCUAUGGGGUGGGGGAAAUGUCUCAACAGUAGUUUUCCAGAUUGUUUAUUUACUGUUUUUUUAUUUACCAGUUUUUAAAUUUUACUGCUAGUUCAUAGAAAGACAUUGACUUUGCAAGUUAAUUCAAAUAACAUGUAAGGAAUCUCUUAGAACAUAAGAAAACCAAUACCAAGAUGGCUGUCUUGAAAUUUGUCUGGAACACUAACACAGGAAAAAUUCCAUCCCAAAUGCAGUCUAUACCAAUACAGCUGUGGAAUUUUUACAGAAAAUUACAAAGAACUCAAAGUAUAAUUCAUAUUUGUUGCACAAAGAGUCAAGGAGUCCUUAAUUUUCCAUGUAUUUGAGUUUAGAAGCUAAUUCAUUCUCAAUUGAAAUUAUGGUAGAAAACUAAACCUCUCUACCUAAUAUGAAUUAUUAACUUUUUAAAUUUGAGUUUUAAUUACAAUUCUUCAUUGCAUAAUGACUGACAUUUCUAGGCCUGUAAAAGAAUAUUCCUUUGCUUCAUUUGUUCCACUUAAAAUCUUCAAUAAAAAAAUGAUGUUCUGGAAGUAAGUAUAAACUCUUCUAUCACGUAAUAAAUUAAAACUGCAGCUUCCCCUCAGCUAGUAUAAGAGCUACAUGUUAACAUGUGUACAGAGAGAAAAUUGUCCUGAUGAUAUUAAGUUGGCAGAAGGGUAACGUGCAGAGUCUUUUAAUACUGUCCCCUCAUUAGAUUCUUAAAAUGAGUAUAAUAGGUGGUAGAGAACUACAGAAAUGUGGAGUCUUUUCAGAGAGGCAAGAGAGGAAUGCAUGUUUCUCUGUUGUAGGGAUAAGGAUGUUAAUGUUGGACUUGAACUUGUGGAUUUAUCUGGAAGGCAGCUGGCAGUUUGGAUUUAGAACUCAGGAGAGUUUGUUUUAUUUCUAAUACUUA